This is a messenger RNA of Porites evermanni, 3751 nucleotides long. NCBI's taxonomy places the organism in Eukaryota, Metazoa, Cnidaria, Anthozoa, Scleractinia, Poritidae. The record is from the annotation of a GenBank genome assembly.
CACUGAGUCACUUCGGUGUUCUUUGCUUUGUUAUGUAUCACGCGAGAGUGGGAGGCAUUGUGCUUGAUCGGAAGAAAAUUAAGGAAGGACGUAAACCUCCGUUAUAAAGGAUAUCGCAUGAUGCCAUGUGGUAAGAUUUUAGCGUUCGAAAAUUUCGAAAAUAAUACUUUUAUUGUUUGAUUGACAUGUCUGAUUAUUUGCUUUUUAGUGGCUGACGGGUAUUUACAUUUCGAUUUAAAUGUUUGAUAGUCAAAAUCCAGUCUUCGAUUGAAUCAGUAACGAAUUACCUGAAACUGAUCUUUAUAAGGUCUUGUGUUAUUGUAAUAAGGGUCAUAUACAGCACCACACUUUUUGCUGUGAAGAUCGUUGUCAAGAACGCAUAGUCGUUGAGUAAAUUGGAAUGGAGAUAAAUGCAUGUCUAAUCAAAUAAUCAAGCUAGAACGAGGCUUUUGUAGUACUUAGAACGUCAGUCGGCGCAUUUCCCAAGUUGUUUCAUGUUGUUCUACAGCGGUAAUCGCUUUAUGUAACUUAUAGUGGCACGCGGUUUACAGGCCUAUAAACUUUCCUCAGUCGUCCGUCGGUCAUUCCGUCACACUGGCACUGCACAGCAAUUUAUUUUUGACAUCUUCCGUAAUUUGGUUAUUGUGUUGAUGUGUACUAAAACCAUUUAAAUUGUUCAAGUUUGCUCCGCUUUACGUAACUGAUUUCAGUAGCUCACAAAAAUCUACCACAAGGUUGUUCCAUUCACACGUCAUUGUGACACGUACAAGUAAACGAUCGAAAACCUCUGAUAAGUCUCCAGAAUAGAUGGACUCGCACGAUGAGCUAGCGAUGGACAAGUAUGGUUCUUUAAAUGUAUGAACUUGUUUGCGUUUACACACCAAAAGACUCAGAACAUAUCCUGACGAAAUAAAUCUCACUCUCUCUUAUAACAGCACAUUGAACGAAUUGCAAAGCUGUGGCAGAUCACUUAUGAAACAAAUAAACUGUGAUUAUUUAAAGCGUUAAAUAUUACAGGAGUUUCUGGUCUGAAGAUUAAAGAAUUCUAAGUGAACGCAAUCAUUGGUGUAAAUAUUGGAGCGCUGUCGCAUUCAAACUGUUAUACGUACAAAAUAUGAAAUGUUUUUCAUGCGCGUGAACUGCGGCAUGAUUUUUGGUCAAUAGAUAUUGUAACGACUGUUGUAAUUGAAUUUUAAAUUUAUGACAAUUUUUAAAUUGUUCUCAAAAUUACAAAUACAACGUAGAGAAAAUUGUUUUAGUAAUAGCCAUUGAAAGCGUAAAAAAAAUUAUAACAUUUUGCUAUCUCCCCUCACUCUAACCCAGGAAAACCGGCACACUGAAUACCACUUUAGCAAAACCUAAGGAUGGGAGCAGCAUGUACAAAAUCGCUAAAACAGAUUACAGGCAGACACGGUUCAGGAACCAUAACCAGGUGAGUUUAAUUACUGAGCGCCAAAUUUUGAAAACCUCUUUUUUUACAGUCACCGGUAAAACUAAAAUGACUUGGUUUGUAUGGUUGGUUUGAAUUCAAAGUGUAAUCAUUCAAAGCUCACAAGACACUAUAUUUUGCUGUAGAAUUUGUUUUCAGAGUUUUAGUUUCUUUACAAAAUAUUCGGCUUGUCAUUUCCUCUUAACGAAUUUUUAACUGAAGUUCCAAGACUCGAUCAUCGAACCCAGCUGCCCUAUAUACAAAGGUAAUUGGUAAGAUUCUCCCGCAGGGUAGAACGACUAUUUCUCUUAGUCUUCGGUUUUGUUUCUCUGCCUUCAAAAUGGUUUUGAACAGUGUAUGCUUUAGGUCAAGGAGAACACAGCCAUCCAGAGAGUAAAAACAAAAAACAAAGAAACAAAAAAAGGGACCAGCAAAAACGCAGUGGUCCACACUACUUAUCUGUGUAACCGUUUCUGAUUUUAAAGCAGUUAGUGGAUAGAUCAAUAUUCAACAUUCUUUUAAUUUGUUAACUUCUUUACAUGAUCAGGUUUAAUUUCCUUCUUCUGGUUCUGAAACGUCAAUAUAAGAGUUCUAUUAAAUGGAUCUGGAGUUCUAUGUUGACUGCAGUAUAUCUAGCUGUUUAGCGCCCAGUAAUAGUGUUUUCUCGCCAACAGAACAGAUGACUCUGCCAUCUCCAGGCCCCUUGAGCGAUCCUUUUUGUCACCAGGCUCUGUUCUAUUUGACGAGCAUUCUGGCCGGGAAUCUACACUUUCCUCGGCAGCUUCCAGAACAAGUUUAAGACAGUUCCCAGAACUCGCCGAGAGGUACAAGAAAGUCAUGUGCGGAGACCUGGAGCAGAGUUUGACUGCUAAGGCCAAGAUAAUUCGCGUGUUCACCAGCUCUACAUUUACAGGUAUAAAAGACAACAGCGGUUUGCUAGCGUAUCGUAAGUAAGAGGAUUCAGACUGUCGGGAGAUGGGUUUUUCGUCUGUCCCGCAAGCUCAGAUAAGCUGGCAAUUCCCUUACAUUCUCUAAAUUUUUCUCCUUAGAUAUGGCUGCUGAGAGAAACGCCUUGAUGGAAAGGAUCUACCCACGGCUAAAGACAUUUGCACAAGAGAAAGGAUACGAAUUUCAGGUAAGCUUGUUAAACAGCCCUUUCAUUUGAGCCAAAUACAGUUAACUGUAAAACAACAUCUAAGAAUUGUUUUCUCAAACAGACAGUUAACCUGGCUUUAGCAACCACCGUCACAAAGGACGUCACAUUGACGAGGCUCCACUUGUGAGAUAACUCUAUUAUUAACCCACCUCAAACCGUUCUGAGUAUUUGAGUAAUUACAUAAUCACCGAUUACUCUGAACUCAGUUAUUCCACAAUGUUCACUUUUCAGGUGGUUGAUAUGCGCUGGGGUGUGCGAGAUGAAUCCACCGAUGACCACUCAACAUUGGAGCUCUGUUUAAAGGAACUCAAAGCCUGCCAAGAACUUUCAAAUGGCCCUAAUUUCAUGGUAAUACUCCUUGUAUUAUAUUCUUGGUUCUGUGUGAGGGAUUUUGGCUUAACAGGCGGAGUCAGUUUAUUAACAUAUGAUUCUAUUCAACUCUUGCAGACAUUUCUUGGACAGAAGUACGGGUUUCGUCCUCUUCCUUCCAAGAUCGCUUCGGCUGAGUUUGAAGAAAUUUUCAGUAAUAUAACAGACCAGGACGAAAAGACCCUGUUACGAACAUGGUAUAAAUGUGAUCUAAACGAAAUACCUGCUACCUAUGUAUUGCAGCCUGUCAGUUUCCGUAUUCCAGACUACCUCUGUCAUGACGUCGGGAAACGACAACUUGCACUUGAGGAAUGGCAUGGAAUAUUUAGGCAGAUUCAACAUAUUCUCAGGCGAGAGGCUAAAAACCUGUUUGGAGAAGACGAAGAAAAAGUGCACAAGUACUUUAUGUCAGGUACUCACUAUCAGUUAACUGACCUGAGAAAACAAGCACUUCUUUGACAGACAAGACCAUACCAGAGACGGUCACCUGAAAAUUUUUAUUUUUAUUCAAAACAUGUUGUCGUUUCUGAUUGGCUCAAAUCCCCCAGCUUACUCUUCUUAACCAGCAGGCGCUGACCAAAUUUUGAAGAUGCAAGCGAUAUUACAUAUACCAUCAAUUCGAUGGUAUAAUUGCGUUGAAACGAGCCUGCUUGUGCAAUAGGGAACUGAAAAAAAAAAUGACGUUCACGGCUAUCCGAAGACGAAAUAGCCGACUAAAACUGAACGGAAGAAAUGCAGAAAUACGCAAAACAUAUUGCUCCAUGGAUGUUAUCUACUUCUUGAGGACUACCUGCUAG